Molecule: messenger RNA, 1277 nt
Organism: Mercenaria mercenaria
Lineage: Eukaryota; Metazoa; Mollusca; Bivalvia; Venerida; Veneridae
Product: multiple epidermal growth factor-like domains protein 10
Exons: 7
Coding region: 11-988 (325 amino acids)
Source: RefSeq, a predicted model, not a curated record
CUUAAGAACUAUGACAGAACUGGUCAAUACGAGUAUGUCAUCGACGGUUCAUAACUGGACAUCAGAUCAUGCAAUUGAUGGUAAUGUAGGCCCAGACCCUGACGUCUGCAACUGCUGUAGCGGCACACAAAACUCUCAAAUAUCAUGGUGGAUGGUAGAUAUGGGCAAACGGUUCCCAGUAAAUCUCAUUACAGUGUACAGCAGACGUAAUGAACAAACGUUUCAGCAACUGACAGAUUUUCAACUUUACUUUGCCAACGGCACCAUGGCAUAUUCAUAUGUUUUAAUCGGAAACAAUACUAGAAAGGUUUUAGGCAGCAAGCAUGAACUAACAUUUCCAAGUGUUGUAACGAGAUACAUCAAAAUACAGAGGCCUGGCAUAUUGACAUUGUGCGAAGUUCGUGUUUACAAAGGGGAAUGUCCGGUUGGAACGUUCGGGGACGAAUGCCUACAAAGAUGUCACUGUGCAGAUGAGCGAGCAUGUGAUGCAAUAACAGGUCAUUGCCAGUCACCUGCCUGCAAAACAGGAUGGAUUGGGAUAGCAUGCAACAAACAAUGUCCACAAGAUACCUUUGGAGAUAAAUGCACUGAAACGUGUUUUUGUGCGGAGGGUACAUGUACCAAUAAUUACGGAAUAUGCCAUGGUAAAUGCCGAUCCGGAUACACUGGUUCACACUGUAAUGAAGUCGAAGUUAUUAAAACUGAAAAUAAGACAGACGUUCGCAGUAGCAGUGAGUAUCGUUCUGCCCAAAUAAUUGGAGUAGCAGUUGGUGGUUCUACAGCAGUUUUGUUUGUGAUUGUAGCAAUAAGUUUCAUCAUAUAUAAAUACAGAAAGAGAAACAGUACAAGUGAUAGCAAACAUGAUUACGCAACACCAGACAUCACUCAUGCACAGGUGGAAACAGAAUAUGACACAUUAGACAACUUGAAUGACAAUCAAGGCCAAGGCAACAACAGUUACGAAAAUGAGAGAGUCAGUGCCUUUUGACAUUCUACAUUUGUUUUAUUUCUAUUGAACAAAAGAUUGCAUGUUACGCAAACUGGUAACACCACUAAGCUAAUGAGAGUAUCACAUUAAAAAUUGAAUUAUUUUGAUGAUCUGCACCAUUACAAUUUACUUCAGAAUAAAGAAGCGACAGUUUUCUGGCUUGAAUAAAACUAUUUAAUAAAGAAACUGGGCUAAGAUGAGGACAAACUGAUAUUUAAAUAUCAUGGAUUCUUUCAUGAAUGGUACUAUGGGUACAUCAAAUACAACUUCCACAAAUUCAUACAUAUGU